GCAAAGGAGCAAAGCAAACCAUUGAUAGCGAGUUCAUCUCCCUCCAAGACUUUUCUCUCUUUUUUUGUUUUCAUUUCUCUUUCCUAGGGUUAGGGUUGAGGUGAUCGAUUCGAUGGGGCAGCAGUCGUUAAUCUACAGCUUCGUGGCUCGAGGGACGGUGAUCCUGGCCGAAUACACGGAAUUCAGCGGAAACUUCACCGGCAUCGCCUCGCAGUGCCUUCAGAAACUUCCUGCUUCCAACAACAGGUUCACCUACAACUGCGACGGCCACACCUUCAAUUACCUCGUCGACAACGGCUUCACUUACUGUGUGGUUGCUGUUGAGGCUGUUGGGCGGCAGAUGCCAAUUGCCUUCCUCGAGCGAAUCAAGGAGGAUUUCACCCAGAGAUAUGGUGGAGGAAAAGCUGCAACAGCAGUUGCCAAUAGCUUCAACAAGGAGUUUGGGCCCAAAUUGAAGGAGCAGAUGCAAUAUUGUGUAGAUCAUCCAGAGGAGAUCAGCAAGCUGGCUAAAGUGAAAGCUCAGGUUUCGGAAGUCAAAGGAGUUAUGAUGGAAAAUAUAGAGAAGGUUCUUGACCGUGGAGAAAAGAUUGAGCUUCUGGUGGAUAAAACAGAGAACCUUCGUUCUCAGGCACAAGAUUUCAGGCAGCAAGGAACCCAGAUAAGGAGAAAAAUGUGGUUCCAGAACAUGAAGAUAAAGCUGAUAGUUCUGGGUAUCCUGGUUGCCUUGAUUCUCAUCAUAGUUCUAUCCGUUUGUGGUGGUUUCAAUUGCGGUAAAAAGUGAAUGCUUCACGAUUUCAUUAAUGCCGGUUUACCUAUAGUGUUUUUGGUUACACGGUCCACUUCUACUGUAUGUUGUACGAUGAUGCUUGUAUAGGUUGUAUUCCUGAAUUUUUUUUUUUUUUUUUGAAACGAUUCUGCUGCCGCAUGACGUGUUAAGCUUGCCAUUCAUGUCUUGAAUUAUAGUUCUGGUUGACAAUCACUAUUAGUGUGGAGGUCGAAGCAAUUACCAUACAAUCAA
Messenger RNA from Juglans regia (Persian walnut), 1018 nucleotides. RefSeq names its product vesicle-associated membrane protein 722-like. The coding region runs from base 113 to 781 and encodes 222 amino acids. Lineage: Eukaryota; Viridiplantae; Streptophyta; Magnoliopsida; Fagales; Juglandaceae. The record is from RefSeq and is a predicted model, not a curated record. The transcript is spliced from 5 exons. Gene Ontology annotation, cellular component: membrane. Gene Ontology annotation, biological process: vesicle-mediated transport.